Messenger RNA from Leptosia nina, 1308 nucleotides. The record is from the annotation of a GenBank genome assembly. Lineage: Eukaryota; Metazoa; Arthropoda; Insecta; Lepidoptera; Pieridae.
AUGUCUAAAAGAAGUAAUCAACGAUCAUCCCAAAAAAUGGUUGGCUCUAGAGUUUAUGUAGGCGGACUGCCCUUCGGCGUCCGCGAAAGGGACUUGGAAAAGUUCUUCAAAGGCUUUGGCAGAAUCAGAGAUAUCCUCAUAAAAAAUGGCUAUGGCUUUGUGGAAUUUGAAGAUUAUAGAGAUGCAGAUGAUGCUGUUUACGAGCUGAAUGGGAAAGAGCUGCUGGGAGAAAGGGUGGUGGUGGAGCCGGCGCGGGGCAUCGACCGCAGCGCGGACCGCUACCGCCGCGACCGCCACUACGAGCGGGACCGCGGCCGCUCGCGCUACGAAUAUGGGCCGCCGACGCGUACCGAGUAUCGACUUGUCGUCGAAAAUCUGUCAAGCCGCAUUAGCUGGCAGGUAAGAACUAGAGCGGAAGCGCCUCUCCAUCAUCAUCCUCCCAUCAUUCAUUCAGGGUCUGGACUCAGGGCAAUCCACUCUUUGCUGUGGUCUUGGUUUUCUCGUAUUCUAUGGCUUGGAGCACACGUGGCACCUCGGGAAGACGAAAGACACUCGAUCAGUCUGGUCAAUGCGGCGCCCCUGCCAGCCGAUGGCCUAGUGAUGAGCACCUAUUCCCGGGACCCCUCUCAGGAUUUAAAGGAUUACAUGCGGCAAGCUGGUGAAGUGACUUAUGCUGAUGCACACAAGCAACACAGGAACGAAGGGGUGGUCGAAUUCGCGACUCAUUCAGAUAUGCGCGCGGCCAUAGAAAAGCUCGAUGGGACUGAAUUGAAUGGACGUCGAAUCCGUUUGGUCGAAGAUCGUCGGUCUUCGCGUCGCAGGUCUCGGUCAUCAUCCAGCAGAUCCAGAAGUCGCUCUCGUGACAGGCGCCGCUCACGAUCCAGGUCCCGUUCGCGUCGCUCCUCUAAGAGCCGUUCCAGGUCCCGCCCAAAGAGCAAGAGCCCAGCUGCGAAGUCUAGAUCCAGAUCUAGAUCUAAGGAACGCAGCAGAUCUAGAUCCGGCUCCCGGAAGUCUGAGACUCGUCGCUCGAGGUCGCCGCACCAGAACGACGAGAGGAACGGAAAGUCCGCAUCGCGCUCGCCCAAACGCGACUCAAAGGAGCGCUCGCGUUCUCGCAGUAAGGAAGCCGGCUCGCCGAAACGCGACGAGGCUAGGCAGGCGAGCAAGUCGCGCUCCCGCUCCAGAUCGCGUUCCGGCUCCCGUUCCCGCAGCGGAUCCCGCGACAGAUCCCGUUCUGCGUCACCGCGCCAAAACGGAGAGUCCAAGGACCGCGCCAGCCCAGACCGCUCUCCUCGUAGCGGCGAUUAG